Messenger RNA from Ilex paraguariensis (yerba mate), 402 nucleotides. The record is from the annotation of a GenBank genome assembly. NCBI's taxonomy places the organism in Eukaryota, Viridiplantae, Streptophyta, Magnoliopsida, Aquifoliales, Aquifoliaceae.
AUGUCGUGGCAAGCGUACGUCGACGACCACUUGUUGUGUGACAUAGACGGCCUAGGCCUGCAUCUCUCCGCCGCUGCCAUCAUCGGCCAGGACGGCAGUGUCUGGGCUCAGAGCUCUUCCUUCCCUCAGUUUAAGCCUGAGGAGAUCAAUGGCAUCAUAACUGAUUUCAAUGAACCAGGUCACCUUGCCCCUACAGGCUUACACCUUGGCGGGGUAAAGUAUAUGGUAAUCCAAGGAGAGCCUGGAGCUGUCAUUCGUGGGAAAAAGGGAUCGGGAGGUGUCACUAUUAAGAAGACUAGUCAAGCUCUAGUGUUCGGCCUCUAUGAGGAGCCUGUGACCCCUGGACAGUGCAACAUGGUUGUUGAGAGGUUGGGAGAUUACCUUGUUGAUCAGGGUCUGUAG